AGAAGAUUCUUUACAAAGUAGCAAAAGUAUUCAAGUAUUGAACUUCCGCUAUGGCUAAAACGGAAAGCACGAGAAGAAAACUGAAGCCAGUGAUUGAGAAGAAGAGAAGAGACCGAAUCAAUCAGAAUCUUGCUGCGCUCAGGACUCUGCUGUUCAACAGCACUGCGGAUACGCGUUUACAAAACCCCAAACUGGAGAAAGCAGAAAUUUUGGACCUGGCUGUUCAAUAUAUACGGAAGAACACACGUGUCAAAUCAGAUAAGAAAGCAUCUGUUAAUCAAACUGUCGUUGAAGUCACACAUACUCCAACAAACUCAACUAAUCCUGUCUCUGGUGCUCACACCCAUCAGUGUAUUUCGGACUUCACUUCCUUCAUGGGUCAAAUGCACGACUUUGAGAAAAAUAAUUCAAAAAGGAGUCUGGAUCUGGAUUGUCAUCGAGGUCAUUCUUCCAGAGCUGGGAGAGAAUCGGACUCUAGUUCACCCAACUCUCAUACUGAACUCUGCUCAUCUACAUCAGUGUCUCAACCCAAACAAGAUCUAAUCUUCACUGAGUCAUCUUCCAUUGCUUCUAAGUCUGCUUGCCCAAAUCCCAUUGUCUUUACUCAAUCGGAGCAGCUCUCCCCUCCACCCUCUCCACUCUACCUACCUUUUGCUCCCCCUGUGUCUCCUCCCUCCUCCUCCCCCCUUCUCUUUACAACAACAUUCCAGGUCUGCAGUCCUGGAAGUUUACCUCAGCUAUUCCAGCUUCAUAAACCCAGAGCUCUCCCUACAUCACCGUCUCUUAAUCUGGACACAAGAGAAGUGUUCCAUAAUUCCCAAACAACAUGGAGACCAUGGAGCUGAAAUGGUAUGGAGUGCUGCUAUCUCAAGAUCUGCCCAAGAAUAAACAAUAGGGUGCUCAUAGACAUAGACCAAAAGCCUUUGAAAGGCAUUUCAGUGUUUAAUCUACUUACAUAAUGUAUUUAUUGACAAAUGUGGAUGCCUCUAUAAGGCAUCUUACUGUUUCUAUGAAUACAGUGGUGCUUGAAAGUUUGUGAACCCUUUAGAAUUUUCUAUAUU
Molecule: messenger RNA, 1061 nt
Organism: Neoarius graeffei (lesser salmon catfish)
Lineage: Eukaryota; Metazoa; Chordata; Actinopteri; Siluriformes; Ariidae
Gene: her11
Product: hairy-related 11
Exons: 4
Coding region: 51-845 (264 amino acids)
Biological process (GO): anterior/posterior pattern specification; regulation of transcription by RNA polymerase II; regulation of neurogenesis
Cellular component (GO): nucleus
Molecular function (GO): RNA polymerase II cis-regulatory region sequence-specific DNA binding; DNA-binding transcription factor activity, RNA polymerase II-specific; protein dimerization activity
Source: RefSeq, a predicted model, not a curated record